Salmo salar (Atlantic salmon) is the source of this 2897-nucleotide messenger RNA. NCBI's taxonomy places the organism in Eukaryota, Metazoa, Chordata, Actinopteri, Salmoniformes, Salmonidae. The record is from RefSeq and is a predicted model, not a curated record.
CUGCGUUACACGGUGGAAUAAACAGGCUCGUCUUCUCGGGACUGACUGAUUCUGCUGAGUAUGUUGCCCCUGUUGGCUCUGUGACGAGGGUCGUCCUCCAGCUGCCCUCUCCGCUCCUUUCUUGCCGUGACGACGGUACAGGAUUCUGCUCUCUGUUCCUCUCCUCCCGUGACGAGGGUAUACAGGAUUCACUCAGUCGUUCCGACUGCCCUCUGCUCGCUGUUCCUCUCCGGAUCCUCUCCUCCCGUGACGAGGGUAUACAGGAUUCACUCAGUCGUUCCGACUGCCCUCUCCUACUCUCCAUUCCUCUCUUUUCCUCUUCUCUGUUCCUCUCUUCCCGUACCUUUAUUUAACUAGUCAAGUCAGUUAAAGAACAAAUUCUUAUUUUCAACGACGGCCUAGGAACAGCGGGUUAACUGCCUCGUUCAGGAUUAACUCAGUCCUCUGACUACAGACUAGACCCUGUCCUCGGCUAUUCAUCGGACUGAUUGGGAGGUACUGUAAAUUGAUGGAGCAGCAGCGGGGUACGGGCGCUCCAGAGGGUGUGGUGUCUGGGGUGCGGACCCCUCCCGUCAGGAGAAUCAGUAAACUGGCCAGUCUGGGACAGAUCUUUAAACCCUGGAAAUGGAGGAAAAAGAAGAACGACAAGAUCAACCAGAACUCCACAGCUUUAGAGCGGAAGGCACUUGCGCGACAGACCCGGGAUGAACUGGCCAAUAGGGGCCUGGAGGGGAUUGAACCAGAGUUUUGUGAGGCGUGUGGGGGGUUAGAAGAUCCUGACAGUCCCAGCCAAUCUGACGCGGAGGAGAGAGAGGAGGAAGAGGAGGAGCCUUUGGCGCCCCUGGCAACCACCUCAGAGUACCUGGUCAGCGAUGAAGACAACCCAUCUACAGCUGUUGAUCUGACGGAAGACACUUUGACAGUGGCGGACCAGAGUGAGGACGGAGGGGAGGAGGACACUUCCCUCUGUGAGCCCUGUGUGGACAGCUUUCUGGUACAGGCUGAGACAGGAGGGGUGCAGGAGACACCUCACCCCAUGGACCCCCCAUGGGACAUCCCACAACCCAACCUGCCCAAACGACUUACCAGGCUGGGCAGUUUAGAGGGUCCUCACCCCUUCCCUAAGUCGGAUCCUAACCUAGAGAGGAAGAAGUCUCCAGCCACUCUACCCAGGAACUUCACGUUGCCCAGGACUAGCCAGGGUUCCUUGCUGCGAGGACGGAUCUCCACCCCUACCGGUUCCCCUCACCUGGGGCCGCUGCGACCCCCACCGCCCCCUAGCUGUAUUAUAGAGGAGCUACAUCGGGCCCUGGCCACCAAACACAGACAGCACAGUUUCCAACUGAAGGAAAUGAGCUCUUCUCCGAAGCGUCGGCCUGACAGCCGUCUGUCGCGUACAGCCAGCGUGGAGAAAGUCCCAACCGGAGGGAUGGAGAGAGAGAAGGAGAGAGAGAAGGAGAGGGAGAUGGAGAGGGAGAAGGAGAGAGAGAAGGAGAGGGAGAAGGAAUCAGACGAAAACAAGGAGAACAUACGUCUAGACGAGUUCUACAACGACCCUGACCGCUGGAAUGGCACCCUGCCCCGGCUGAUGCGUAAAGAGUUGUUAACGGUGAAGCUUCGUAACCGGCCCAGUCAGCAGGAGCUGGAGGACAGAAACAUCUUCCCUGUUCGCUCAGACCUGGAGAGACAGGAGCUACGACAACACAUAGAGACCAAGCUGGCCAAGCGGCUGAGCCAGAGACCCGCCGUAGAAGAGCUGGAAAGUCGGAACAUCCUCAAACAGAGGAACGACCAGUUAGAGCAGGAGGAGAGGAGAGAGAUCAAACAGAGACUCAACAGGAAGUUGAACCAGCGUCCAACAGUAGAUGAGUUAAGAAACAGGAAGAUACUGAUUCGAUUCAGUGACUAUGUUGAGGUGGCCAAGGCUCAGGACUACGACCGCAGGGCAGACAAACCCUGGACAAGGCUGUCUGCUUCAGACAAGGCAGCAAUACGGAAGGAGCUGAAUGAGUUCAAGAGCAACGAGAUGGAGGUUCACAAUUCCAGCAAGCACCUGACAAGGUGAGUCUCAGGUUCCAUCGACCGUAAUGUAGAGGUAGUUUCUUCUGUGAAGAAGCAGCUUUGUGGUCAGUGUAGACCAUGUGACAGUCUCCUGUUCCCAGGCCCAGUCUCCUGUUCCCGGAUGUUCGACCUACAGAUUUCUGUCUGUCUCUCUACCAACAUGGAGGAGCUGUCUGUCUCUCUGUGUGUCACAAUAGAGGCUAUGUCUCUAGAGCUGGAGCCCAGGAAAAGAUCACAGGAAACAUCAGACUGAUAAACUCUUAAAGGAACUAUUAACGCGUCAAUGUGUGCUAUUUCCUGGAUGUCAUCCAAUGAGAAAAAAGACUCCUAGAUAUCAUCCAAUGAGAAAAAAGAGGAAUGAAGAAGACUGCAGCACUUACUAGUUCACAAGUCGUUUCUCUCAAUUCACUCCAAGCAGUCUGAACGAAUCAGAAUCAGAAAACUGUAUUUAUUAACAAAUGUUGCUAAGAAUUUUGUAUUGGUGUUAUUUUCAAGUUUUACGGGAUCUGGAUGGUAUAAUUCAUCCAACCAAAUGUUUACUGCAGGUUUCUUCUCGACAAUGGAACAACAAUAAAUAAUAAAAAAGAUAAAAACAUAGAGGUUAAUAAAACAUUUACCUUCUUUUUUUUACACUUUAGUCAUUUAACAGAUGUUCUUAUUCAGAGCGACAUACAGGAGAAAUUAGGGUUAAAUGCCUUGUUUUACCGGCAACCUUUCAGUUACUGGUCCGAUGCUCUUAACCUCUAGGCUACCUGUCGCCAGAAAAAAGGUUUUAAAAAGGAUGAAACAGUACAUCCCUAAAAACUGCUGUUAUGGAAUAAAACUGAUAGAAAUGA